GGCAUUUCCACAAUGUACAGGUGGCGGACUGGGGAUGAGGAUUGUUUGGCGGUGGAGUCGGUGGUAAAUCAAGAACGGAAAGCUGUUCAACUAAAUCAACAAAGAAUGAAGCUACGUAUUUUAUGGAAGAGUGCUGGAAACGAGAUGUAAUACUAUACUUUUUCCCAUCAAUAUCCUCGGCCAGCGUAACAGCAAGUCUUAUUAUUGUCUGAUACUCGAUCAAAGAAUUAGCCUAGCGUGGCAUAAGUACUGUUCAUUCCUGAUAAGUCUUAUUCACUGAUACUUUUUCCCCAUGAAUAUCCUCGUUAGUACUACGAUAACCCAAAACAUAGUUCUUCGAAAUUGAGGUCUUGAAGCUUUUCAUCUUCGUUGAUCGAGAUGAGCAAGUCAGUGGCGGAUAAACCUCAUGCAGUGUGCAUCCCAUAUCCAGAGCAAGGGCACACGUUGCCUCUUCUGCAAUUAGCCAAGCUUCUUCAUUCAACUGGUUUCCACAUAACCUUUGUCAUCCCCGAGUUCUAUCACGACCACAUAAGGCACUCCCAGGGACUUGAUGUCAUGAAGGGCUUGUCCGACUUCCAGUUCCGGAUCAUACCAGACGGGUUGCCGCCAUCCGAACGCAAAGCCUCCCCAGAUGUUCCGACUCUCUGUGAUUCAACUAGGAGAAACUUUUUGAACCCGUUCAAACAGUUGGUGGCUGGGCUGAAUUCCUCGGUGGAGGUGCCUUCAGUAAGCUGUAUAAUUGCUGAUGGGGUCUUGAGCUUUGCUAUAAAGGCUGCUGCGGAGUUGGGGAUUCCAGAGGUUCAGUUUUGGACUGCUUCUGCUUGUGGCUUCAUGGGGUAUCUGUAUUUUGAUGAGCUUAUUCAAAGAGGAAUUCUGCCGUUCAAAGAUGAAACAUUCUUGAGUGAUGGUACACUUGACACACCCAUCAAUUGGAUCCCGGGAAUGAAAAACAUCCGCCUGAGGGACCUCCCAAGUUUCAUCAGAACUACAAACAUAGAUGACGUAAUGUUUGAUUUUAUGGGAUCGGAAACCCGAAACUGCUUGAGUUCUUCUGCUAUCAUCUUCAACACAUUCGACGAGCUUGAACAUGAUGCGUUAGAAGCAAUUUCAACAAAGUUUCCCCAAAUAUACACAGUUGGUCCCUUAUCCUUACUAAGCAGAGAAGUAACUGAAAGCCAUUUGAAGCCAUUAAGAUUGAGUGUGUGGAAGGAAGACCAAAAAUGCCUCGAGUGGCUUGAUACACAGGCCCCCAAAUCUGUUGUGUAUGUAAGUUUUGGCUGCUUAACCACGGUGACGGACCAAAAGUUAAGAGAAUUUGCAUGGGGACUGGCAGAGAGUAAGCAGCCAUUUUUGUGGGUACUGAGGCCUGAUAUGGUCUUGGGUGAUGCAGCUAUUUUACCUGAAGAUUUCUUAGAAGAAACGAAGAACAGGGGAUUUCUAGCAAGUUGGUGUCCGCAAGAGCAAGUUCUUGCACACCCAUCAGUUGGGGCUUUCCUCACUCACUGUGGUUGGAAUUCUACUUUGGAAGGCAUAUGCGGGGGCGUGCCAUUGAUAUGCUGGCCAUUCUUUGCAGAUCAACAACCAAAUACUCGAUAUGCUUGCGUCCAUUGGGGCAUUGGCAUGGAAUUGAACGAUGACGUAAAGCGCACAGACAUUAUAGCAAUUCUGAAGGAAAUUAUGGAAGGAGACAAAGGCAAGGAGUUGCGGCAAAAUGCUGAAGAGUGGAAAAGGAAAGCAGAACAUUCAACUGCUGUCGGUGGUUCAUCCUACGGUAAUUUCAAUAGAUUGAUUAAGGAACACUUUCAUGCUAAUUAGUUAGCUUAAGCAAAUUAGUCAUGAAGAGGAACAUAUUGCAGAGCUUAGUUUAUACAUGCUCUUGGAUUAAUUAUUACUCAUUUCCUUGAACUUU
This is a messenger RNA of Cucurbita moschata (crookneck pumpkin), 1909 nucleotides long. RefSeq names its product linamarin synthase 2-like. Bases 379 to 1815 code for a protein of 478 amino acids. The transcript has 3 exons. Gene Ontology annotation, molecular function: UDP-glycosyltransferase activity. The record is from RefSeq and is a predicted model, not a curated record. Lineage: Eukaryota; Viridiplantae; Streptophyta; Magnoliopsida; Cucurbitales; Cucurbitaceae.